AGAAGCAGAAGAAGAAGAAGAAGAAGAAGAAGAAGAAGAAGUAGAAGUAGAAGUAGGAGGCAGGUACCAAAGAAGAAGAAGGUGGUGGUCUCAACACUUCAGUGGAGCUAUGGCAAAUGACAAGAAUCCUCUGGGCCAGCUGAAGGACCUGGUGGAGCUGAAGGACCAGCUGGAGGACAUUCAGAGACGGGUGGAGGAUGAGAUACAGGCAGGGGUUCCCCCAGGAGGCAGUCUGCUUGGCUCUCCUUUCCUGAAGGGUUUUCUGGCCGGGUACAUUGUUGCUAGGCUACGCUCUUCAGCACUGCUGGGUGUUGCCGUAGGAACGUGUACAGGAAUCUAUGCGGCACAAAAUUAUGCUGUUCCCGACAUUGAAAACACCAUCAAAGACUACAUAAACAACCUGAAAGGAGGACGUAAAUGAGAAGAGAGGAGGAAAAGUAAGAAGACAGCAGAGGGGGGAAGAUGAAAUGUACAAAGUAGAGGUACAUAUGGGAACAGAUAUGUAUUUCAAGAGUUAUUAAUUACAUUUAUCUUCUACAUGGAUGAGUAAAUAGGAAAACUCAAAAAUUGCAAACCAACUUCUAGAGUAAGGUGAAACAGAUUUUUUAAAUAUCUUUUUUAAAUUCAUCUGAUCCCUUGCAACAUGAGUAAGGAGAAUGAGUAACUGAAUUACAUUUUAUAAUAGAUGGAGCAUAUUGACAUGCAUGUGGAAAGGAUUACAAUUUGCUUAAUUUAAACACCCAAGAUCUCCUAUUCUCUCCCCCAUAUGAUUACUUAAAUUUAGACAAACUGUUACUGUUAAUAAAAUUAUAGCUGCUAUAACUGAUUUCUGAUUCCAAACCCGUCCCCCCUACAAUAUUACAAUAUGUGCUUUCUGAAGAUUAUUUUCUACAUAAAGAGACCAACCAGUGUCUACAUAUGUGCAGACCAGCUAUGUUGGCUCUUUCGCCUCCUUACUAAAGGAGUUUCACUUGAGAGAAGCACAACACUUCUCUUUUGCUACUUAAACAUGUAGAGAGUGUUUAGUUUCUUCCAAAGUAACUGCUUUAGAAGUUUUGCAAUUUUUUUUUCGCAUCCAAAGCACAGUAAACAUGGGUUUUAGAAACUUAUUUUGUCAUCUACUGUGGUGUCUUGUUCUGCCUAGUGGUCAGAAAUCAAUGAUAGCAGCCUUAACUAAUUUGCACUUCUAUGCUCAGGGGAUGAUGGAGCAUGUUAAAAGUUAUCUCUGCACAUCACAAGGUGCUCCUCUGUAAAACCUGCCAGAACCAUUCAUGGUUGUUGUUAGUUUUCAAAUUGUUUGCAGGUGUCAGAGCAAAGUCUGUGGUGUCAUGUGUUUUUAGAGAUUCACAAAAACACAUUUAUUCCACCUCACACUGCUUAAAAAAUACACUUCACUCUGCAAAAGCUGGGGAACACAGUUAGUAAGCAGUUGGGUGAAAAUGUACGCCUAAGUGAGAUUUUUGUGCAAAAGUGUAGUUUUUAAUUGCACUUGGUGGUUUUAACAAACAGGGAAGAGUCUGUUAAAGUAUUUUAUAUAAAAUACAUAUUAAGAGUGCCUACUCUGGUCUGAACUUGAUAUUAUCAUCUCAUGCCAUAUGUGCAAUAGCCUUCUCCUGAUGGGAUUUGGCUGCCUAUUUCAUAUGCUGGAAAGUAGUUGAUCUUUUGCACUUCUAUGAACUUUAGGGAUUAAAACUGUUUGUCUUUCAGAAAUCAAAUUUUUUUUUUUUUUUUUUUUUGUCCCAUCAAUAUCAAUGAUGUAGUGGUGUUUUUACUUAUUUAAAAUAUGGAAUCUGUAUCAUGUGAGUAGUAUGUACUGCAAGUUUUUUUUCUUCUUUCUGAGGAAUUGGUAUUUUAACAGUAAGAUUGAUAAAUGUCAAUAUUAUGUUCAUAAACAAUACUGUUGCUGCAGGACACUCCUCUGAAAAGCUAAUGCACAGAAAACCACCUAAAAAAUAACACAUUUAAUAACACAGCAGACAGGCUACAGACUUUAAACUUUUUUCUGAAUGAUCAACAUUACAAUUCAUGGAAAGAUUAAAAAAAACUAAACUGAAAUUUACUAAACAUAUUCCUAAUGCCAACAUAGAACAAUGUGUGAUUAAUGAGAGUAAAAUAUGUAGUUUUGCCAACUUUAUCUUAUCUUAUAGAUCAAGGAUUGGACCCUUGUCCUCUUCUGUGCGAUGAAAUAAUUUUCUCUCUCAGGUCUUUGGACAGUUCUCUACCAUGUGUGUCUACCUUGUUGUCAGCAUCAAGUCUGAGUGAUUCAGUGGGUGAAGUGAUUUUAAUUGUCAACCAGUCACCCUCUUAACUCACACCAGAAAACAUUUUUUACAUUUUACUGUUACUUUCAGGAGGAUGUACUCAUUUGUGCUGUACACAUUAUAAAAAUCUUGUCAACUUAGGAAAGGAAAUGUACUAAGUGUAAUAUAAAGAGAAGUGUACUGCACCACGGUUUUCACACGACAGAAACAUUAGUGUCAACAGAUACUGUAUUGCUGCCAUUGAAAUUGUGUUUAAAAAAGCCGUAAAGGAAAACAUUUAAGUUCAGUUUGCGGUUGUGCUUACUGGAAAGUGUAUUAUAUGUGUUCUGUAUGUUUGGUAACUGGAAACCAGAAAAGACUUGUGCCUAUUGACAACCAUUGUAUUGCUGUCCCUAUAUUGCAUGCUAUUAGUUUUUUUAAUUUCCUGUCUAUUAUGUGUUUGCAUGUUUCUCUUGUUCUUUAAGUAAUACUUUUCUUUAAACUCUUAUAUGCUGUGGAGUAUAGAACAUGACAGGUGAGUUGAUGGUGCUUUAUUUCGCUGGUUAAUCUGUCUCGUCGUCAUGGGUUUUCACUCCUGCACAUCAACGCAGUGUGACUUUGUAAAAGAAAACACCUGCAACUGUCUUUAACAAGUUUAUUUGGGAUGUUCAAAUAAAUGGGGAAAAUACA
This is a messenger RNA of Seriola aureovittata, 2930 nucleotides long. RefSeq names its product SLC35A4 upstream open reading frame protein-like. The coding region runs from base 110 to 421 and encodes 103 amino acids. NCBI's taxonomy places the organism in Eukaryota, Metazoa, Chordata, Actinopteri, Carangiformes, Carangidae. The record is from RefSeq and is a predicted model, not a curated record. The transcript has 3 exons.